This is a messenger RNA of Micropterus dolomieu (smallmouth bass), 780 nucleotides long. Its product is annotated as 28S ribosomal protein S11, mitochondrial-like. The coding region runs from base 107 to 418 and encodes 103 amino acids. NCBI's taxonomy places the organism in Eukaryota, Metazoa, Chordata, Actinopteri, Centrarchiformes, Centrarchidae. The transcript has 4 exons. The record is from RefSeq and is a predicted model, not a curated record.
AGACAUUAUUGGUCAGGUCUGGACUUGCAGCACCUUCAAUGUCACGUUUGUUGUGUGUAAAGUAGCUAACUAUCUGACAGCGAGUGUGUAUAUAAACAUAUAAAACAUGUAUAAAUUAAAUUGUAUACUAGUUAGUUCUGUGAGUAACGUUUGUCGACAGCUGGUUGCCUCCCUAAAUGCAAAUGGAAGCUCUCUAUGUGGCAGCAGUGGGCUGCAGCGAGCGUUAUGUACCAGUGCUAUCAGACUUCAGGACACAGCAGCAUCCACCACAGACUCUGGGAAGACCUCCAGAGACUUCAGCCAUUUUCCUCCACUGCUUGGUCAGGACAGUUCACUGAGAUGGGGUGGAAAGAAGUUUGAGGAGCUACCGAUCGCGCACAUUAAAGCCACAUACAACAAAUUAUUUAGGUUCGGUUAGGUCAGUGGAUCCCAAACAGGACAAGUGGAAAACUGUGGAGUGAAGAUCAAACUGAAAAGACACCUCACAUCAGUCUUCUGUAUGAUAAAGAUGUUCCAUAUGUAAAACUUUUUAGACACUGCUGCCACAGUGUUGUGCUUUUAAAAGAGACACGUGAAUCCUCCUGUUGGAGAGCAGACUAACUUCUGUCACUUCAAGUAGAAACAGGUGCAAGUUAUCAAAUACAAAAUAGUGAAAUAAAAUGUCUACCUUUUAUUUAUUUUUUGAUUAAUAGUUAUUAAGCCCGCACUGAUGAAAUAAAAAUAGUUUGAUGGUUUAGUGGAGUCUAGUGGGUGUUGAGUUGUAGGUAUAUCAUAUAUUCA